AUGGCCAUUUUGAAGAUUAUAGCCUACUUCUUCACACUGUUGGUGGCUCAAGAAGUGGCGGCUUGGUCCGGAACCGUGACAUUCUAUGACAAUCGCUGGCAUGACAAAGCUGGUGGGAGCUACACCUACCAUAUCGACGAUUCGCAACAGUGCAUCAAUCUCAGUUGCUACAAUGAUCGUGCUACAUCUGCCAAAUGGAGUGAUAUUGUCAAGUGGGGGGCCUUUGAUGGCAAGUCUCGAAUUGCCUUCUACACUGGCAAGGAUUGCACCGGCACUGUCAAAGACUGGGACAUCAAACACCCGAACGGGUACCCCGGCAACUUCUUUCUGGACGGAAUCGACAAACAAAUUUCGUCAUUCAUGAUCUGGCAGUUUAACAAGAAGGUGAAAUCGACUUCGCUGCCGUGUCCUUGGGACUUUAAGUGUUGUUUGUGA
This is a messenger RNA of Phytophthora nicotianae INRA-310, 435 nucleotides long. RefSeq lists its product as hypothetical. The coding region runs from base 1 to 435 and encodes 144 amino acids. The record is from RefSeq and is a predicted model, not a curated record. The transcript has a single exon. Lineage: Eukaryota; Oomycota; Peronosporomycetes; Peronosporales; Peronosporaceae.